AUGAAGAAUAAUCACACCAUCACUUUUCAAGUGACAGUUAGGAAUGCAAAUACUUCACUAAAUAUAUCUGAUGAUGCAACGGUCAACAUUUUAAUUGAUGAAAAUUAUUCUGACGAAGAAACAGGAAGUGAAAUCACUGCAGUCAAGAGGGGCGCCAUACUUCCACCGAAUACUAUCGAUGUCACAUUUUCCAGAGUAUACAUCCAAGAUAAUCCAAAUUAUUGUCUAUUCGAUACAUGGUUUAUUGAUUCGGUAAUUGUCCUUCCACCUGGAAAUAAUAGUUUGAUCAUGAAAUUUUCUGGUCCGUCUCUAAAUAAUGUCUAUUACGGAUAUAUACAAUAUUUGUUUGCUUACUACAACGGUUCAAAUAUAGCAAAUAAUUAUCCUGUGAAGUUCAGUAACCUCACAUACUUGAACAAGAAUUCCUCGCCUUCAAGUUUCGUAAUGACAAGUCAAAUACUCGUUUCAUCUGCUCCUGCGGAUGAUGAGAAGAACUUCAGUAUUAGGAUGAGAUUCAAAACUGGUCUUUUUCCUGAAAGGACGCCUCCUCCAAUGGGUGCCAGUUUAGUAGUUACAACGGAAGCAUUACUGACUCCAAAAAUUACCGUGGAUUUUUCCAUGGUUGUCUCUUCAAACUGUCCAACUCAAUAUGAUGCAGUUAAUUUCAUAAAGUGUCCUCAGUCGGUUAAUUAUGGUGGAGUCUAUGAUUAUUCUGUGAACUUCUUUAUAAGUAGACCAAUAGGAGAUUAUACGUUCACAUUCAGCACUGAUCAAUACAGUGCUUCGAUUGGACAUAUAUCUUUAACUCUACCUCCAACAUUUGCUACCUAUCCAGAAGGCUACAAAAUAAAUACGGAGGAAUUCGUUACAUCGAAUGCCGUACUGACAACUUUCGGCUACGUAAGUGUUACAAAUCUACUGAGUCUAGGGGCUUAUGAUACUUCUCUAUCAGUGUCCAACCGCUCAGUUCUUCUAACAGUUUUUAUUCAGAUCUCUAACUAUGGCUUAAUAUCAACCAGGUUUGAAGCAAAGGUCUCACCGACAGGAGAAAAUUCUACGGUGAAUGUUUGUGAGAGUCAAGUCUCCUCAUUUACAAAUUACAUUGCGCCUGGAAAAAACUUUAUUUCAAUAAAGGAUAUUCCAGUCUUGAAUCAGGUCGAAAAGACUCAAUUCUUCACAGUUCAACUAACUGUCACACCAAAUACAUAUUCUUACUAUAUUCUUGAGGCCAAAAUCCAAAAUAAAAUACUUGGAGAAGUGUGUUACAUUGAUUACUUGCUAGAAGAAAACAAUCAAACACGAAAAGUUAGAUUAAUAUCAGAAUACACUAUAUUGAACUCACGAAGAAGUGGGAGUAGUACACCACUUGGUAUAUUCGAAAAUAAAAGUGCCCGGAAUAUCACUUAUAAUUUUGUGUUUGGAAUCAAGUUAUGCUAUGACACCAGUUACGUAACGGGUGAUGUGAUCCAAAUACAAUUUACUUUAAGUACAGAUAAAUUGGCUGUGAAUACACAGAAUGUUGUAUUUUCAAUAAAUUCUAUGGUCCAACCACCAUCGAUUAUUCCUCCGUCCAAAGUUCCAACACUUACGAUUGAAAAAAUAGAACCACGAAAUUCACAACCACUGGUCAACUUUGCCGCCAUUGUUGAAUGUCGUGUGAAAUUUUCUGAGGAUUUAGUUUACACAGCAGUCACUCUCGUGAUACAAGCGAAUCCAGCUUAUGGUAUCAUAAUUAGAAAAAAUAUCCAGACAGUUGGAUAUUUAUUAAGAACUAUGGCUCCUGUUUCGCCUUCUUACAUUACGAAACCAGAUUCAAUUAUAGCACAACUUAACACGGUAUACUUUAACGAAACAUGUACUGACUCUCAGUGUGAUAUAGCAUUUCGUUAUUCAGUAAUGCCAAUCACCACCAUGCCAUUCGUUAUCACCUUCAAGCUUUCCACCCUUGGAUCUUUGUUCACGAAGACAUUAACAAUCACUGCUCAAACUAACUAUUCUAUUCAGAUGCCAAAGAGCCAAGAACCGCAAGUGCAGUUAGUAUCCCUUGAACCGAUGACUACUAAAAAUCAACUUGUACCGAACGCCUAUACGUGGCUAAAGUUAUCCUUAAUUCCAAAACCGAAUUUAUGGGGGACAAUAGAUUUUCGACUUUAUGCACCAGGUUCCUUCAAAGAAUACAUAUUUUUAAAUCCACGAUUCAAAACUCAAUGCUCAACAUUACCGUUUAUCAGCUUAUCAGCAACUGCUAUAGAUAAUAUGGUUUAUAUUAACGUGGAGAGAACUUAUUAUGAAGGAAUUGUAAAUGAUUCAACAUUAUCACUAACAAAUGAGAUAAGUUAUCACAUUCCAAUGUUUACUGCUAAUUAUAACAAGGUACCGAUAAAUUUCACUUACAAUAUGACAAUUGGUUCCUAUUCUACUUCUGGUAGCUUUAUGUUUAUUACUACUACUCCAGCAGUAAUCGUACCGUCUAUCUAUACAUUUUAUCGUUUUCCCUUUGAUGAUCCCAAAUCUGUAUAUACCAAAAUGUGCACUGGAGAACCGGUUGAUAUAAUAGCAGUUACAUAUCCAAAGGAGAAGCGUUGCUCAUACAUAACUCAAUGGAUAAAUCGGCUUUUAAAUAACAAUAUUGCCUUGAAUAUAUCUAGGGUGUGGUUGUCGCGGAAUGGUGGGGGUGUGUGGAUACCAAGAGGAUUUACCAUUAAUAUGACCUAUGUGGAUAGUUUGGUGAGAGUGGAUUUCGGCCCAGUGUGUCCUACAUAUGAAGCUAAUUAUUUCAUGGAUAUACAAUUUACUACUUACAUAUUAGGGGAUUGCAAUACAACACAGACAACAACGUAUUCUUUCCCAGGCUGGUAUAAUAUGAGUGGUAAUAAAAACACUCUUUAUUCACCCAGCAUGGACUUCGUAGUCAUACCAAAUUUUCCAGUUUACAUUGACAUACUGGUCGAAUUACUUCCAAUCAGAGUUAACCUUCAGCCAGGUGGAAGAACAACUAUUACUGUGAAGUAUAUAUUUCCACUGAAUUCCACUUAUCCAAACUCGUCUGUAGAAAUUAGUGGAGGUGGAGCAAAUGAUAACAAUGAGACCAUAAUAAGUAUCAUUGAUUUCAGAAUAAGCUUGGGUUCAAAUUUAGUCCCACUGACAACUGUUUAUUCAUCUACCUAUGAACCAAAUAAUCAGACAGGCCUAAUCGAUCACCUGAUAAUUCGCUUUAAAAAUAUCUCUAAUAUCGGAACCGUUAGUGUACCUCUAAUGCGCAACACUGCCAUCCUUUCAGUGGAUAUCCAGUUAAGUGAUAGUAAAAGUGUUGAAAAUGGGACUGUCUGGUUGCUGCAGUUUGCUGGUCGUUUCAAUAAUAUUACAAAACUCACCAACUUAUCUGUAACUUGUGUAAGAACUGGCUUGGAAAAACCUUCAAUUAAAGUUAUACCAUCUCAAUUAUCACUGGUUGCAUCCAAUGAUUGCCCUGAUCGCGAUGAAGUUUAUCUUCAAACUCUGGUUCAAAUGAUGAACGGUACCGGAUUGGAAUGCGAAAGACAGUCAAUAAUAUUCUAUCUCAGUCCACAGAUACAGUCAAUUGACGUAUUUAAUAAAACGGGGAAUACAGAUGAUAUAACAUUGAAAACUGCUUUAAAUCCAGUAUCCAAGUCGGUUCAGUUCACAACUGGUCAUUUAUACUUUGGUAAAAGCUACACAGCUAUCUUCCGAUUGAAAUUCAAAUCGUCUCGGACAUCUGUUGAAAAAUACCCAGUUCUAAUCGAAGUUGUAUGUAAACCGUAUGAACGCAAUAUUUCUGUCUUUAGUGGCUGUGUAAGAUCAAAAUUUUACAAAUUUAGAUCUCAUAUACAUGUAGAACUUGACUACCAUACAUACUCAUAUCCAUGUGAUUUACCUCAUUACAAGGCAUUGCGGAAUCCUGCUGUGCCGUUGCCUAGUCGUCAGUCAGAUACAUUCUUAAAUGUUCGUGAUCGUCUGUUUUAUUGUGGACGUGCAUUUAAUAUGAAGGGGUCAUUCGAUUUGGAGAAACGUUGCUUUAUGAUUAGCAAAUUACCUGACAGAAUAUGGAUCGACAUGGGACCAUUUGUUGAACAGAUUAUAGCGUACACAAAUCCACUUGGCAUAUUGUUCGGUUUGGGAGCAAAUGGUGGAGGUGUAAUGAUGAGUAAGAACUUUGGAAAAACAUGGAUUUCAAUCAACUCAUUCAUGUAUCAAAACACUUUGAAUACGUCAACUGAAAUCAUUACAGCAAGUGUCGUACCAUGGAUUUCAUCAACUGGAUCAAUUGACAAUACACUGUUUGAGUCAUUUUGCAAGAUGCGAGUGGCUGAACAAUGGAAUGUUUGCAUCAACCAAAUCUAUGCCAACCAAAUGUUGUUAGCUAAUUGGACUUACACAUGUCCGAAAAUCAAGCUGUUUUAACCAACCAAUUAUCUCCACCGGAAAUACGAACAUUGCUUAAACACUGGUGAAUUUAAGUCGUGUUAGAUUCAGGUUGUAUACGAUUAUGUAGUUGUCAGUUAAUUUCUAUUUAUACUGUUGUCUUAUUAUUCAUCUAAAAAUUUACCUAUUUUUAAUUAAUUACAUGCUUGUAAAACUUCA
This is a messenger RNA of Schistosoma bovis, 4602 nucleotides long. NCBI's taxonomy places the organism in Eukaryota, Metazoa, Platyhelminthes, Trematoda, Strigeidida, Schistosomatidae. The record is from the annotation of a GenBank genome assembly.